AUGGAAAUGCUUAACGAAAUACUGAGAGAGGCACGAUGGUUGAUAUGGGACGCUGAGCGCCGCGGGGGUACCCCAUGCAAUGCCAUGAGUCCGGACGCCCCUUUGGAUGCUUAUUGUCUUGCGAGAAACCUGAGAACAAGUCCUUCACACCAUGGGUGGUACAAUGAAGUCCAGAACCAUCCUGGGAUUUGGAGUGCCAGAGCAAUUAACAUGUUCGAUGAUUGGGUCUACGCGAACUCUGAGCUUGUGCGGCAGCUACGGAGGAAUGGUACACUGGCGCGGUAUUACUAA
This is a messenger RNA of Letharia columbiana, 291 nucleotides long. RefSeq lists its product as uncharacterized. The record is from RefSeq and is a predicted model, not a curated record. Bases 1 to 291 code for a protein of 96 amino acids. Lineage: Eukaryota; Fungi; Ascomycota; Lecanoromycetes; Lecanorales; Parmeliaceae. The transcript is spliced from 2 exons.